GCCUCGGGGACAUGUAGUCAGACACAACUGUCAGAUAGAGUAGUUGUAAAUAUAGAAUUUUUUAAGACAGUUGAUAAAUGGAUUUGUAACAAUACAACAAGAUGUCAAGCACUUCAAAUAAAUUAGAUUUAGGUAUGUAUAGGAAUUCCAAUCAAAAUGCUAAGUGUCUACCAGCAAAACUCUCUCUCUCUCUCUCUCUCUCUCUCUCUCUUCUAGUAUUUUAAAGCUUUGUGGAAAAAGGUAUUUCCUUCCUUAUAUAGCACAAACAUUUACUUCCCAUCAGUGAGGUUUUUAUCCUUUUUUUUGGCUAUCUGGCACAAAUUUCAUAAUCCACCAACAAGGAGGAGAGACUUAAAUCUUCUCUGAUGGAACAACUAAGGAAGGAGCCAUGCCCCUCUGAGACCUCAACCAUCAUCAUCUCUACACCAGAGGCUGCUUCAUGUCCAGAUAAGCCAUCCCAAAGCCCAAAAGAGAUCAAUCUAGAAGAAGAAGAAGAAGAAGAAGAAGAACAAGAAGAUCAUGAAAAAAAGACAAAGGUAGAUCUCUUAUUUAAUCUGGAGCUCCAUAGUAAGGAUGCUGCUGAUCAUGGAUUCAAUACAGAACUCAAUCUUAUUGAUUGCUUGAACACGGAUUCAUCUCAAACAUCCUCAGAAAUUCCCCAGCCUGCUGAUGCUGAACCACGAGUUUUCUCAUGCAACUAUUGUCAAAGAAAAUUCUAUAGUUCACAGGCACUAGGGGGACACCAAAACGCCCAUAAGAGGGAGAGGACCCUAGCCAAGAGAGGACAAAGGUUAGGUGCACCGAUGGUUGCUGCAGCCACAGCUUUUGGGCAUCCUUACUUCCAUCAUCAGCAUUAUUCUAGCAUGGCAUCUCUUCCUCUCCAUGGUGCUUACAAUAGAUCACUUGGGAUUCAGGUUCACUCGAUGAUCCAUAAGCCUUCUCUCACAACACCUUCUUCUGGGUCUGGAAAUUUGUAUGGGCAUCGCAGCUGGUCAAGACCUCCUAUUGACCAACAACCUGCAGUAGGAAGACUAGCAGUGGAGAAUUGUCAUGAAGGUGUAACAGCAGGACCAUUGUCCCGAGGCGGCAUUGGUAGGUUUGACACAGUAAGGAUGAUGAUCAAUUCACAGGCUAAUGAGGGGAUUGGUGGUUUUUGCUGGACAGGUGGGGGUCGCCUGAAGACUAAUCAGGAUGAGUUGCAGAAACUUGACUUGUCUCUCAAGCUCUAAGUAGCCAAUUGUUUUUGUAUUUUUAAUUUUUUAUCUUAUCUUUUAUCUUUGAUUGAGAUUCUGUUUAGUCUUUUUUGGAAUAAUACUGUAAAUUUUGAUCAUAGGAAAGCUAAAGAUUUUUUUUUCUUUUUUUCUUUUCUGUUCCUGACUUGAACCAUUCAACUAAUAUUAACUUUUGACA
This is a messenger RNA of Vitis riparia (riverbank grape), 1410 nucleotides long. RefSeq names its product zinc finger protein 3-like. Gene Ontology annotation, biological process: negative regulation of abscisic acid-activated signaling pathway. The record is from RefSeq and is a predicted model, not a curated record. The transcript has a single exon. The coding region runs from base 366 to 1229 and encodes 287 amino acids. NCBI's taxonomy places the organism in Eukaryota, Viridiplantae, Streptophyta, Magnoliopsida, Vitales, Vitaceae.